Messenger RNA from Penicillium robsamsonii, 873 nucleotides. Its product is annotated as SDR family oxidoreductase. Gene Ontology annotation, cellular component: cytoplasm. Gene Ontology annotation, molecular function: oxidoreductase activity, acting on the CH-OH group of donors, NAD or NADP as acceptor. The coding region runs from base 1 to 873 and encodes 290 amino acids. The record is from RefSeq and is a predicted model, not a curated record. Lineage: Eukaryota; Fungi; Ascomycota; Eurotiomycetes; Eurotiales; Aspergillaceae. The transcript has 3 exons.
AUGGGCUCACAGAUUGAACCCAGUGUUGCUAUCGUCGCAGGUGCCACUUCUGGCAUAGGGCUUGACCUCGCCAAGCACCUCUGCGCAAAAGGAUGGAAGGUCGCAUGUCUAGGUCGACGCCGUGAGGCCGGUGAAGCCAUCCUGAAAGACCUGCCACAGGACAGAGCGCAGUUCUUUGCCGCCGACGUCUCUAACUACGACGAGUACGCAAGUGUAUUCCGCAAGGUGCAUGAGCUCUGGGGACGUAUCGAUGCAUUAUGUGCCAACGCCGGUAUUAUCGAUAGGUCUUCCAUCUACAUCUACGACUCGAAGAACAAUAACGCCGACGACGUCCCACCGGCACCAGAUCUGUCCGUCGUGGACAUCAACUACAAGGGUGUUGUGUAUGGCACCCAACUGGCAAUCCAUUUCAUGCGCCAUAACCCGCAGCCUGGUGGUCGCAUCGUCGUCACGGGUAGUAUUGGCUCCAUCUUCCCCCACCCGUCAUAUCCGAUAUACUGCGGCACUAAGGCUGGAGUGAACCACUUAAUACGCGGCAUUGCUCCGUUAUUGAAGCAAAAGGAUAACAUUUUGAUCAAUUGUGUCAUGCCGGGGAUUGUGAACACACCUAUUGUGCCACCCGAGAUGGUUGCCGCUGUCAGUCCUGAAUGUCUCACCCCUGUGCAAACCAUUCUCAAAGGCUAUGAUACGUUUUUAGAAGACUCGACAGGCAUGGCGGGUGAGCUAUUAGAGUGCUCGGCCAACAAGUUGAUCUACUACCAAAUGCCCGAGCUUGGAAAUGGUCUUGUCACAAAGCGGGCUGUCACAGUCUGGGAGCCACUGUUCCGCAUCAUGCAUGGCGAAGACUCUGGAUUACCGGAUGCCAUUGCGUGA